AUGCCAUCGAAACAAGUCAGGGUUGAUACUGACACCACCUAUCGCUCGGAAACGCCACUACGACAAAAGAAGUUCCCCAAUCGACGACGCACUGUACGCUCGUCUGGGGUCGGUACACUUGCUCCGCUGCGCCAGCAGUCCACCUUGACGCAACAACCACAUUGGCCUGUGUCUCGUAGUUCGCCAACCGCCGAACUUGAAGAUGACGUUGAGAUUACGGAUCAAGAUUACGAGGACGACUUGGAAAGAUCAAGACCUAGACGGAAGAAGCGAAAGAGCGAGAGCGAUGGCAAGAAGCAGACAACCAUGACUCAAUAUGUGCCAUCCUCUUUCAGAGGAGAGCGCUCCGAUCGAGCUGCUGAUGUCCUGUUACAAAUCGUCAAUGUCGAGUCCUUCGAUAGCGUCCGAGAUUCACAGUCGCAACCAAUUUUCGACAAACACAACAACCCGGAUGUAGCGAUUCAAGAAGACUUUGAUGGAGAUGCAGAUGGAGCGCAUUCCAGCGACGCAGAGGUGCAACAAGACGAGGAAGAGCACAGCCAGAGGACGCAACCCAGCCCAGAGCAUGGAGAGGACAGGGUAGAUUCGGUCUUUGCUAAACAGAAAGGGCAACAGAGGCCGAGUCCAGAACUACCGGUAUCUGCCAUGACUCUAAGGACCCCGAGAAGGAAGUUCAUGUCCGAAAUUCCAUCGUCCAACACUCCACAAAGCGCUAUCAUAUCCAUCUGCUCGGCCAAAACGAUGCGCUCACCUGAGCGUUCGCCAUUGCGAAACAAAAGUAUCAAUGCAUAUUCGCAAAAUCAUGCCGUCGAGGACAUCAGGAUGAGCCCUGUUCCGGAGAGUCCUACCAAACCUAUAUCCCCUUUCCGUCUAUCGCCCGUCAAGAACAGACCCACCUUCGCUAUACCAGCCAAGCCUCCGACACUCCAGCAUCGUAGUACCAUUCCCGACUCUGAAGACACGGCAACACAAGUGACCCCGUUGAAACAAAACAAAUUCCGGAGUCAGAUACCGGACACUCAGAUGGAUUUGUUUGGCGAAGAGGUCGCCGCCGUGACUGAGACGCAGCUUCCAGUCGACAACUUCACCCAGUAUCUUGGAGGAACAUACUACGCCGAAAACGACGAUUAUGAAUACAACUUCGACCCAGUCGGUAGCGCCUUGGACCGCGACGCCGCUCGAUUUAUGCAAACACAACUGCAUCGAGAUCGCAUCGGUUACAACGCUUUCCACAAGGCAAGAAGCUUCUCUCAAGCUGAAGAACAAGAGACCGAGAAGGAGCCCGGGCGAGAACAAGUUGAAGGAUUCCAAGAUUCCAACCUGCCGAUAGCCCAGCAAUCUCAAGAACUAGGUGACGAGUUGCCUGUUUCCAAUCAAAGAUUUGAACAGCCUGAGCAAGAUUACGAGGAUCCACCUACCCAAUCACCACGCUCGUCUCCCCAACAGCCUCCUCAAGUAACCUACGAGUCCGACGAAAUAGAGGAGAUAGACCUGUCGGGUGACAUAAUUCUUCCGAAAACGAUCGUACGAGAGAUCAUACAAAUCGCCUCCUCUCCAAACAGCAAGAGUGUCAGUAGCGGAAAGUAUCCGUCUUCGCCACCUGCUGUUGUUGAGAACGAUGCGCGCCUUCGAGCAGAAGCGGAAGCAGAGGCAGAAGCCCAAGAGCUGCUGAACGAUGCCGAACGUCAUUCAUCGCCGCCUCUUCCAAUCAUCCUACCAAUACCUCCUUCACAGGUUAGUACGGUUGGUGGUACACAGCUAUUCCAUUCUCUCAAAAGACACACCCAGAAAGCUGCAUAUCUGAGUAGUAGCCCACCACCUCUGCCCCCUUCAACAUCAUCGCCUCCACCUGAAGCAAAACAACGCUUCAGGAAGUUUCUUGACAUGUAUGACUCUGAUGAUGAGGAUGAAAUGGAUACAGACCACUCCGAGUUACCUGAGUACGGCGGUGAGGACGACGGCAUGGAUCUAGACUUCGCACCUCAGCGAUUUAAUGACAUCAGUCGCGCUGUGGAAGAUGAACAUGAGAAGGAGUCAGAAGAUGAGGGAGGUCGUUCAAGACUCAGAGACAUAUUGCCGGACACACUUUUCGACUUUUCUUUGCCGCCUCCACCGACGCAGAGUUCAGUGAGGAGCACGAGGUCUCGAUGA
Aureobasidium namibiae CBS 147.97 is the source of this 2151-nucleotide messenger RNA. RefSeq lists its product as uncharacterized. The record is from RefSeq and is a predicted model, not a curated record. The transcript has a single exon. NCBI's taxonomy places the organism in Eukaryota, Fungi, Ascomycota, Dothideomycetes, Dothideales, Saccotheciaceae. The coding region runs from base 1 to 2151 and encodes 716 amino acids.